This is a messenger RNA of Pseudophryne corroboree (corroboree frog), 1605 nucleotides long. RefSeq names its product general transcription factor IIE subunit 2 (gene GTF2E2). Lineage: Eukaryota; Metazoa; Chordata; Amphibia; Anura; Myobatrachidae. The record is from RefSeq and is a predicted model, not a curated record. The coding region runs from base 200 to 1069 and encodes 289 amino acids. Gene Ontology annotation, cellular component: transcription factor TFIIE complex. The transcript has 8 exons. Gene Ontology annotation, molecular function: TFIIH-class transcription factor complex binding. Gene Ontology annotation, biological process: transcription initiation at RNA polymerase II promoter.
GUAACAAUAACAAUGCAGAGCGUGAGCUGCGAGAAGCCCACCGGCGUUUGUGGUAAUUGACGUCACCGGAGGAGAAAGGAAGCCUGUGCGCUGAUUGGCAGUGCCGAUUGAAGUCGGUUGCUAAGAGUUCCUCGCUGCUCGCCAGUGCCGAUUGAAGUCGGUUGCUAAGAGUUCCUCGCUGCUCGCCGUGGAACUCACCAUGGAUCCCGCUCUUCUGAGAGAUCGGGAGCUGUUUAAGAAGCGAGCUUUGAGCACCCCUGCUGUGGAGAAACGCUCCACUGCAUCGUCUGAAUCUUCUAAGAGGAAAAAAGCCAAACUUGAUAUUGGUGGGACAUCCAGUUCCAAGCAGAGCGCAGAUGGCAGCAAUGGAGCAUUUAAUCUCAAGAGUCUUUCUGGGAGCUCUAACUACAAGUUUGGGGUUCUUGCAAAAAUCGUCAACUACAUGAAGACGCGGCACCAGCGAGGGGACACACAUCCACUGUCACUGGAGGAAAUCCUGGAUGAAACACAGCACCUUGACAUCGGGAUCAAGCAGAAGCAAUGGCUUAUGUCUGAGGCUCUGGUAAACAACCCUAAAAUUGAUAUAAUUGAUGGUAGAUAUGCUUUCAAACCGAAGUAUAACUUAAAAGACAAGAAGGCACUUCUGCGGCUCCUGGACAAGCAUGAUCAGAGAGGGCUAGGGGGCAUCUUACUGGAAGACAUAGAAGAAGGGCUUCCCAAUGCACAGAAAGCUAUUAAGGCACUGGGAGACCAGAUUGUUUUUGUGACAAGACCAGACAAAAAGAAGAUCCUCUUCUACAAUGACAAAAGCUGCCAGUUUACUGUAGAUGAAGAGUUUCAGAAGCUGUGGAGGAGUGUCCCAGUAGAUUCCAUGGAUGAUGAGAAGAUUGAGGAGUACCUAAAGAGACAGGGCAUUUCCUCCAUGCAGGAAUCCGGACCAAAGAAAAUGAUUCCAAUACAGAAGAGGAAGAAGUCGACAUCACAGAAGAAACGGAGGUUUAAGACUCACAAUGACCACUUGGCGGGUGUACUUAAAGAUUACACAGAUGUUACUCCUGGCAAACAAUAGCAGUGGUGCAGUCAUCAGGAGUGAGGAUGUUUACAGAAGAACUGUGCCGUAGGUUUUCCUUUUGCUCUCAUUGCCUUGGAGCCUUAAAGUGUGUCUUGAUCAUUUUAGACUCUUCAAUUCAUUUAUACAGUCAAGUGUUACCUUUUCCAGGUGUCGCAGGAAGUUUCAGUCCUGUCUUUUGAUCUGGUUAAGUAUUAAAGUAAUGAAUUACAAUCACAAGGCUGAAAUAUGAUUAUUUUGUUCUUGUGAGGCAGCACAUGAAUGAAAGUGACCACGCUGGCUGCUGUUGUGGAGAUCCUGGUGCUCACAGGGGAACAGCAGCAAUUCAGCAGUUUGUCUUUAUUGUAAAUAGCGGCUAAACAAGUUUUGGGGAAAAGUGUUUUUUGUUUUUGUUUUUUUGUUUCUUCUGUUUGAAAACUUUCAUAACAUCUAAAUGACAAAAACAAUAUUUUAUAUGCCAGACUGCCAUGUCUUAUUGCCUUUUUUCUUUAAUAAAAUAAAAAUGAUUUCAGGAAUGUCCCAGUGAGACGGGAUAA